ACCUCGAUCCUCUAACAUUCUAUUAUACUAAUUACCAUCUCCCUCCAACUUGCUCUAUUCUAUCUACUUUGACUCCCUCAAACCCUCUUAAUUCCCUUCAGUCUCCAUUGUUCUGCUCCUGUCUCCUUCUUUGGCCUAUAUUCAUUCCGAUUUUGCGAUUCAUUCAAAGAUGGGGGAAGCGUGUUCGCCGUUGUGGACGCCCAAGAUGAACAAGCUGUUCGAGGUGGCGCUGGCGAUGUACGACGAGGACACCCCGGACCGAUGGGAGGUCAUUGCCGACGUUGUCGGGGAAGGCACUACCCCCGACGAAGUGCAGAGCAGGUACCAGUGCCUCGUCGAUGACGUGGAGCGGAUCGAGACCGACGAUGUCCCCCUCCCCUUCUAUGAUGAUGACGACGAUGAAGAUGAAGACUGCUCCUCCGACUACGAUUACGAUUACGACGACGACUUCUCCGACGAGGAACAGAGGUUGAAGGAACUGGAGCUGGAUUGAUAGCUUAGAUCAAGCUGCAAAUUUUGGACUGCAUCUGAUGAACUUCAAUCUUGGGUUUCAUUUUCGUUUAUUUUUUUGUUAUGGUUGCCCCCCAAAUUUUGCUUUGGUAUGGUCAGUGGGGGGAGCUAAGUACGAAGGGUUUUCUCCUUGGAAUCGACCCGAGGAAGACUCUCCUUGACUUUGGAACUUAUUUUUCUUCUUUUUGUCUGCAACGGCGGCAAGAGAGAUGUUUGGCUGUGUGCGUCUUAAUAUCCAUCGAUUCAGACAAUAAUAAAUUAUCA
Molecule: messenger RNA, 774 nt
Organism: Linum tenue
Lineage: Eukaryota; Viridiplantae; Streptophyta; Magnoliopsida; Malpighiales; Linaceae
Source: the annotation of a GenBank genome assembly